UGACUGAGACUGGAAGGACCCUGGUGGUCAUGGCCCCCAGACCUUCUGUUGCCCCAGGACAGGAACCAUUCUUGAAGCCAACUCUUCAGACAUGGAUUGGACUGGACAAUGGGUCGGAGAGGGAUGCUGGUGAGGAGUGAGCUUCUUGGAUCAGGUGGACCCUUGAGACUAUGUUGGCAUCUCCUGCCUGUAGGGGAGAUGAGAGGGUGGAGGGGGUUAGAAACUGGCGAAAAGGACACGAAAAGAGAGAGUGGAGGGAGAGAGCAGGUUUUCUCAUUAGGAGGAGCGUAAUUGGGAGUGUGUAGCAAGGUGUAUAUGGGUUUUUGUGUGACAGACUGACUUGAUUUGUAAACUUUUACUUAGAGCACAAUAAAAAUUAUUAUUUUUUUAAAAAAAGAGUGCUCUAAUUGAUUGCUCUUGUCUGCCAAGGGCUUGGGAUAUAGAACUAAUAGCAAGUGUGCUCUAUACUUGCCAUCCCUAAAAUAGUCUAUUAAUAUGAAAGAGCUAAGACAUCUUAACAUUGGGCAGCUCGAAGCAUGUGCGUUAUAAUUUGAGAUUCUAUCAUUUCUUCCUCUUUCAUACUUCUCUAAUACUUGCUUUACUACAGGAGCAAUGGCCAAACACACCUUCUCCACAUUGGAAUCCUUCCUAAUUUUCCUCCUUGUGAUGAUAACUGCUAUCACGGUGACCCUUCUCAGUCUAUUAUUUAUCACCAGUGGAACCAUUGAAAACCACAAAGACACCCAAAACCCUCAAGCCACCCAGGGCCCCACCACCACUCAAGCUCCUCCACUGACUUAUACCUCGGAGCCUCCAUUCUUUCAGAACUUCAGUGGCUACAGUAUUGGUCGUGGGUGAGCUGACUGCACAGGACAAGUAUCAGAUAUCAAUUUGACGGGCUAUAGCAAAGCUGGCCAGGAUGCACGGGGUAUCCUCAAGAGGUUGUAUAGUCGUGCCUUCAUCAUGGCGGAACCCGAUGGGUCAAAUAGAGUUGUGUUUGUCAGCAUUGACAUAGGCAUGGUGUCUCAAAGACUCAGGCUGGAGGUUCUGGACAGACUGGAGAGUAAAUAUGGCUCCCUGUACAGAAGAGACAAUGUUAUCCUGAGUGGUACUCACACACACUCAGGUCCAGCAGGCUUCUUCCAGUAUACUGUAUUCGUAAUUGCCAGUGAAGGAUUUAGUAAUAGAACUUUUCAGUACGUGGUCAAUGGCAUCGUGAAGAGCAUUGAAAUAGCACAUGAAAAUAUGAAACCAGGCAAACUCUUUAUCAAUAAAGGAAAUGUGGAUGGUGUACAGAUCAAUCGAAGCCCUUAUUCUUAUCUUCAGAAUCCGCUAUCAGAGAGAGCAAGGUACUCUUCAAAUACAGAUAAAGAAAUGGUAAUUUUGAAAAUGGUAGAUCUGAAUGGACAUGACCUGGGCUUCAUCAGCUGGUUUGCCAUCCACCCAGUCAGCAUGAACAAUAGCAACCAUCUUGUAAAUAGUGACAAUAUGGGCUAUGCAUCUUACCUUUUUGAGCAAGAGAUGAACAGAGGAUAUCUACCUGGAGAGGGACCAUAUGUAGCAGCUUUUGCUUCAUCAAACCUGGGAGAUGUGUCCCCCAAUAUUUUUGGCCCACAUUGCAUCAACACUGGAGAGUCCUGUGAUAACUUCAAUAGCUCUUGUCCCAUCGGCGGCCCCGCUAUGUGCAUUGCCACAGGACCUGGAAAUGAUAUGCUUGAGAGCACACAAAUUAUAGGACGAUCCAUAUAUCAGAGAGCCAAGGAACUCUAUGACUCUGCUUCCCAGGAGGUAACUGGACCACUUGCUUCUGCUCACCAGUGGGUGAAUAUGACAGAUGUCACCAUCUGGCUCAAUUCCACACAUACCGCAAAAACCUGUAAACCAGCAUUGUGCUACAGCUUUGCAGCCGGCACAGUUGAUGGAGUUGGAGGCCUUAAUUUUACACAGGGGAAAACAGAAGGGGAUCCUUUUUGGGACACCAUUCGGGACCAAAUCCUGGGCAAGCCAUCUGAAGAAAUUAAAGAAUGUCAUAAGCCAAAGCCAAUCCUUCUUCACACUGGCGAGCUGACCAAACCUCACCCUUGGCACCCAGAUAUUGUUGAUGUUCAGCUUAUUACUCUUGGGUCUUUGGCCAUAGCUGCCAUCCCAGGGGAGCUUACGACCAUGUCUGGACGAAGACUUCGGGAGGCUGUUCAAGCAGAGUUUGCAUCUUACGGGAUGCAGAGUAUGACUGCUGUUAUUCCGGGUCUAUGCAAUGUUUAUACACAUUAUAUUACCACCUAUGAAGAAUACCAGGUUCAGAGGUAUGAGGCAGCAUCUACUAUUUAUGGGCCACAUACUCUGUCUGCUUACAUCCAGCUCUUCAGAGGCCUUGCUAAAGCCAUUGCUACGGACACAGUAGUCAACUUGAGCAGAGGUCCAGAGCCUCCAUUUUUCAAACAACUGAUAACUCCUUUAAUUCCUAAUACUGUGGAUAGAACACCAAAAGGCACAAGUUUUGGGGAUGUUCUACAGCCAGCAAAACCAGAAUACAGAGCGGGAGAAGUUGCUGAAGUUACAUUUGUAGGUGCAAACCCAAAGAAUUCAGCAGAAAAUGAGACCCAACACACCUUCCUCACUGUGGAGAAAUAUGAGGCCACUUCAGCGUUGUGGCAGAUAGUGCAUAAUGAUGCCUCCUGGGAGACUCGUUUUUAUUGGCACAAGGGAUCACUGGGCCAGAGCAAUGCAACAAUAGAAUGGCAUAUCCCAGCCACUACCCAGCCUGGAACCUACAGAGUAAAAUACUUUGGACACAAUCGGAAACAGGAUAUCCUCAAGCCUGCAGUCAUACUUUCAUUUGAAGGCACUUCCUCUGCUUUUGAAGUUGUAACUUCUUAGUGAAAAGUGGACAAAUCGUUUAAAAAACUGCAUUACUCUGUAUGAUUUAUAGAACUGAUUUCACAUGAAUGUAAACUACCAUGUUGACUGCUAUAAUUGUCCCUGUUGGGGACGGACAGAAAGUUUACUUCUAAUGGGGCAGAGGUAGGGGUGUGUGUAUGAGAUGUGUGUGUCCCAUUUAUCUUCUCCAGCAGCUAUGUAGCUUGUGGUCUACAGCCUAAAACAUGAUUUACCUUAAGGCUUUGCGGCUCUUUAAAGGGAUUAUUGCCUCUGAUACAGAACUUCUGAAGUAUUGGUAAGAAUGGUUAAAGAUGUAUGAGCAAUGUUUAACCUAUUUAUUUAUGGAAUUAUUGAAUACUAGCACUGGAAAAGUUUAUAGAAAUCAUUUUACAAAUAGGAAAACUGAGAUUUUGUGGAUUUAAGAUAAGCAUAAGGUUACAGGACCUUUCCCCCAAUCACAUUUAAAAAACAGUAUGUAAAAACUGACCAUCAUUGUAUGAGCCCAAUAAGGAAAUGAAAAAUUAACAUGCCAGUUUUUCUACAUUCAAAUAAGCGUAGCUUUUUCAGAGCAGUCAUCCUGGAGUUGAUAUGCCUAGGCCAGAGUUGUUGAUGCUGAAAUCAUUUCUCCAGUUGCCUUCGGAGCCCAAUUACAAGAAAGCCAGACUUGUGAUAUUUUGAUCAUGCCCUGUGUUUCCUUAAGUGUCCUUACCCCAUCUUGAUUGUGUCUCUUAUUCCCAAGACUUGUUCGGAAUGAUUUUUGUACUGUUUUCAUUAAUCAAGUUCACUCCUCCCCCCAAACAAACAAAGCCUUGCAGUUAGUAUAGAUAUUCAAACAAAAGUGCUUCUGGCUGGGAAGGCAGUCCUUAAAAGGAAGGCUCUAAAUUCACUCAUUUGUUCUUUUAUUACUCACUCACUCACUCACUCACUCACUCACUCACUCACUCACUCACUCACUCACUCACCCACUCACGGAUCUAUUCAGUUAUAAACUAUUUAUUGAGACUUACUCACAGGCUCAGCAUUGUACUACUGCCUGGGCCUUGACAAGCUGUGAUAUCAUAUUUGGGAUAAAGGUAAGCAUCAAAAGAUGACUAUUUUGAACGAGAAAGUAUUCAAUUUGUUAUACAAAUUCUGGGAAGGCAUUAAAAGUCAGUAAUCAAGUCACUUCCAUAAAGAUUUACAGCCUUGGAAACUUUAUG
This is a messenger RNA of Loxodonta africana (African savanna elephant), 4076 nucleotides long. RefSeq names its product N-acylsphingosine amidohydrolase 2 (gene ASAH2). Gene Ontology annotation, cellular component: extracellular region. Lineage: Eukaryota; Metazoa; Chordata; Mammalia; Proboscidea; Elephantidae. Gene Ontology annotation, molecular function: N-acylsphingosine amidohydrolase activity. The record is from RefSeq and is a predicted model, not a curated record. The transcript has 20 exons. Gene Ontology annotation, biological process: ceramide catabolic process; sphingosine biosynthetic process; long-chain fatty acid biosynthetic process.